Molecule: messenger RNA, 1755 nt
Organism: Anopheles gambiae (African malaria mosquito)
Lineage: Eukaryota; Metazoa; Arthropoda; Insecta; Diptera; Culicidae
Product: ionotropic receptor 75a
Exons: 5
Coding region: 1-1755 (584 amino acids)
Cellular component (GO): membrane
Molecular function (GO): ligand-gated monoatomic ion channel activity
Source: RefSeq, a predicted model, not a curated record
AUGAAGGUGGUUGUGUGUGCCCUGUUCCUGCUAGGACUUUUAACUCCAACUCGAUGUUCGUCCCGAACUCAACUGAUCGAAGAGUUUCUGGAGAAGCGUUCCAUUACCAGCCUGAUGUUACUCCACUGUGUCCAGGAGCCGGUUGAUCAGGAUGUGAUCCGCAUCGCAUCAGCCCUUCGCCAGUCAUUCCAUGGCAGCGUGUACUACCUCGACGUGACCGGCGCCCACUUUCGACGGCAUUUCCAAUGGCACAUGUUUUAUGAGCGCUACAAAACGGCCAUCACUCUCAACCUGGAGUGCUCCGGAAUGGAGUCGGUGUUGAGUCACCUGUCCGAUAAUGCCUACUUCAAUGAUACCUUUCAUUGGCUUAUGUUUGGUGGACGCAACUUUGAGCAGGUGACCUGUUUGCUGUCGGCUCAGAACAUUAACUACGAUGCCUCCAUCAUGCUAGUGUUCGAUCGUGGCGAUCGUGCAGAUGUUCCCAGGAUUUUCGAAGUGUAUGAUGUACGGGGGACCGUUAAGCGCCGUGGGGGUCGAGUUAGUUUCGAGCUGUUGGGAACAGUUUCUUCGUUGAACCAGCUGCCCAAAAGUCGGGCUCGCAGCCACGACCUGGAGGGCAUUGAGCUGUGGACAGCGCUAGCGACCAUUGACAAACUACAGUCGCAAUCAUUCAUCGAGUACCUCAACCCUCGCACGGAACGUACGAGUCUUAUGGGGACACUACACUGCACACUGUUAUCUCCAUCUCUCACUCUCUCUUUCUGUCUUUCCCGCAGCUUCUACACCGUGUUCCGGCAUCCGAAAAGUUUGAACAAUAGCAACAUCUUCAUGCUUCCGUUCACGAAUAUUGUUUGGCUUGCUAUUAGCCUGAUCUUUGGCGCGGUAGCACUACUGAUCGCGCUGCUGAUCGUCUGCAUUCACCGGACAGGUCGCAGUAGAUCAACUCUCGACUGGCUGGUGGAACAGUCGCUGCUCGGUACGCUGGGGAUGGUGUGCCAGCAGGGCAUCCACCAUCGCAUCAUUUGGUGGAGCUCGAACCAAGUGCUGGUACUGGUCGCGAUGUGCUCCUCGAUGAUCCUGUUCCAGUUUUACUGCUCCUUCAUCGUGGGCUAUCAGCUGAUCACACCGCCAAAGACGAUCAACACGCUGCAGAAGCUGGUGGACAGCGAGAUAAAGAUGACGGUCGAGAAUCUGAGCUACCACCGUGACUUUUUUCUCCGUACCAACAAUCCGGCCGCUUUGAAGCUGUACGAAACGAAGGUUCUGCCCAACAGGUAUGGAGGAUUCGUGAACCUGUCGUUCGGUAUGCAGCUGGUCCGGCAGGGCGGGUAUGCGUUUCACUGUGAAACUUCGUACGGCAAUGCACUCAUCAUAGAAACGUUCACCGAACGGGAAAUCUGUGAUCUGCAGCAGGUCCAGCUCUAUCCCCAGCGUCCCGUCCAUCUGCCCCUGAUCAAGGGCAGCCCGUUGCGGGAGCUGUUCAAGAUUAACCUGCAGCUGAUCAAGGAAAGCGGCCUGCUGGCGUACCAUCACGCGCGAUACUAUACGCCCCGGCCCAAGUGCAACAAACAGAGCAGUACGCACACCGAGCAGAUCCAUCUGGCGGAUGUGAGGUUCGCGUUUGUACUGCUGGCCGCUGGUAUGGCCGCCAGCGCAGCAUUACUCGCAUCGGAGCUUUUGUUCUUGCGCCUUCGUACCUGGUGGCACGAGCGGCAGAUACGAGCCAUUCCGGCGGGGUUCCGUUGGCUUAAUUAA